AUGAGAAGUUUUUUAUCAACAACAACAGAUCCUCGUACAGCUGAAGCAUUUGCACAACAAUCAAAUAUUAAUUUAGAAAAAGUUUUCUUUGAAAUUCACGCUAAAUAUUCACCAUUUGCUAUGGUUUCUGAAUUAAUUUAUUUUAAAUCAGAAAAUGAAGUUUUAUUUAUUCUUGGAUGUAUAUUUCGAAUUGAAAAUGUUUAUUUUAAUGAUGAAAUCAGUAUGUCGGUAAUGAAACUUGUAUUAUCAUCAACACAAGAUAAUCAUGAUUUAAAACAAUUAUUUGAUUAUUUAAAACGUGAAAUAGGUAGUGAAACAAAUUUUUAUUCAUUAGCAAUAAUAUUAAGAAAAAUGGAAGAAUUUCAUCAUGCAGAAGAAUGUUUAAAACAACAAUUAUUGCAAUGCUCAUCAUCAUCAAAUGAUUCCUAUCGAUGUUGUCAUGCUUUGGGUAAUAUUUAUCAAGAUCGUGCAAAAGCUUAUGUUAAUAUUGGUAAUAGUUGUAAUAGUAUUGAUGCUGAUUACGAGAAAAAAGGUGAUCUAUCAUUAGCACUUCGUAGUUAUGAAAAAGUAAGAAAAAUAUGGUUGAAAUGUUAUGAUGAUCAACAUGAACGAUCGGCGAUGAUUUACAAUAACUUAGGGAUUAUUUAUUGUAAGUUAGAUAAUUAUUUUCAGGCUUUAGAAAAUCAUUCAAAAGCAUUAGCUAUUCGUCAGGCAAUUUUACCUGAUAAUCAUGCAGAUAUAGCAUCAUCAUAUACAAAUUAA
Molecule: messenger RNA, 762 nt
Organism: Rotaria sp. Silwood2
Lineage: Eukaryota; Metazoa; Rotifera; Eurotatoria; Philodinida; Philodinidae
Source: the annotation of a GenBank genome assembly